Molecule: messenger RNA, 390 nt
Organism: Patiria miniata (bat star)
Lineage: Eukaryota; Metazoa; Echinodermata; Asteroidea; Valvatida; Asterinidae
Exons: 2
Coding region: 1-390 (129 amino acids)
Source: RefSeq, a predicted model, not a curated record
AUGGGAAGAGCGCAGGCCCGGAUGGCAUUCCUCCUCCAGAAGUCUUCAAGAAUUGUGAGAUUGACAUCAUUCUGGAAAUCUGCACACCUCGCCCUGAUCAACAACAAAGUCCCCAGACAAUGGUUGCUGUCGAACAUCAUACCCGUGCCCAAAUCUGGUGAUAUCGGUAAAACCGACAACUACCGUGCCAUUAGCCUCACAUGUAUCAUCGCAAAGAUGUUCAACUUGCCUGGUAAGGUGUUCUUCAGUGUGCUCCUUGCUUGGCUGAAGGUGGAGGUUGAUUCCAUCAUCAGAGAAGAGCAAUCUGGCUACCGAGAGGAGAGAUCCUGCUGCGAACAGACCUUCACUCUGCGUAACAUCAUUGAGCAGUGUCGAGAGCACCAGACGUGA